This is a messenger RNA of Eriocheir sinensis (Chinese mitten crab), 1621 nucleotides long. RefSeq lists its product as uncharacterized. The record is from RefSeq and is a predicted model, not a curated record. NCBI's taxonomy places the organism in Eukaryota, Metazoa, Arthropoda, Malacostraca, Decapoda, Varunidae. Bases 20 to 1009 code for a protein of 329 amino acids. The transcript is spliced from 6 exons.
UCAUAUUUCUACAGGUUCAAUGGGUCAGGCAGUCAUAUUUCUACAGGUUCAUUGGGUCAGGCAGUCAUAUUUCUACAGGUUCAUUGGGUCAGGCAGUCAUAUUUCUACAGGUUCAUUAGGUCAGGCAGUCAUAUUUCUACAGGUUCAUUGGGUCAGGCAGUCAUAUUUCUACAGGUUCAUUAGGUCAGGCAGUCAUAUUUCUACAGGUUCAUUGGGUCAGGCAGUCAUAUUUCUACAGGUUCAUUGGGUCAGGCAGUCAUAUUUCUACAGGUUCAUUGGGUCAGGCAGUCAUAUUUCUACAGGUUCAAUGGGUCAGGCAGUCAUAUUUCUACAGGUUCAAUGGGUCAGGCAGUCAUAUUUCUACAGGUUCAAUGGGUCAGGCAGUCAUAUUUCUACAGGUUCAAUGGGUCAGGCAGUCAUAUUUCUACAGGUUCAAUGGGUCAGGCAGUCAUAUUUCUACAGGUUCAAUGGGUCAGGCAGUCAUAUUUCUACAGGUUCAAUGGGUCAGGCAGUCAUAUUUCUACAGGUUCAAUGGGUCAGGCAGUCAUAUUUCUACAGGUUCAAUGGGUCAGGCAGUCAUAUUUCUACAGGUUCAUCAGGUCAGGCAGUCAUAUUUCUACAGGUUCAAUGGGUCAGGCAGUCAUAUUUCUACAGGUUCAAUGGGUCAGGCAGUCAUAUUUCUACAGGUUCAUUAGGUCAGGCAGUCAUAUUUCUACAGGUUCAUUGGGUCAGGCAGUCAUAUUUCUACAGGUUCAUUAGGUCAGGCAGUCAUAUUUCUACAGGUUCAUCAGGUCAGGCAGUCAUAUUUCUACAGGUUCAUCAGGUCAGGCAGUCAUAUUUCUACAGGUUCAAUGGGUCAGGCAGUCAUUUCUACAGGUUCAUUAGGUCAGGCAGUCAUAUUUCUACAGGUUCAAUGGGUCAGGCAGUCAUACUUCUAAAGAUCUGGGUGAACAAGUACACACAUUUGACAAGACUUUCAUGGGAGUUAGUGGCAUUUCAAGUAUUAUGACCCUGGUGGUAGUUUGACCCUUCUUCUGUAUCAUGAACCUAAAGGACUAUUCACUAAAACCCAAUUAAUCUCCUUUUUGGCCUCUGAAAAUAGCUGAUGUUAGAGGCAAAAGCAUCUGAGAAUACCGACCAGGGAGUCAUGUUGGGUUAUUUAUUUAUUCAUUAUUAUUUUUACAGUAAAGGAAGCAGCAAGGGCAAAAAUAGUAAUGAGAAAAGUCUGCUAAUCACUGUCCCUACAAAAAAUUUUAGAAGAAUGGCCAAAAGAGAGGUCAAUUUCAGGAGAGCCGACUUGAUUCUCUCCUCUCGAAAGUCAUUAUCCUCCCCUGAUCAUCCUAGACUUAUAUUAGUUUGAGCAGAGAUUUAACAUAUUAUUAUUGAGGUUAAUGAAAUGGCAUCAAUGGGAAACAACUGAUGUAGACCCAACCAGAGGCCCUUCUUUCAAACUUGACCUAACUUCACCUAUCUAAAUCUUCCUCCACCAAGCUAACACAGUGUACCUUCUCUCAAACCUAACCCAACCACCUAACUAUCUGUGGCUGGCUUUGGUAGGCAUAAAAAUCUAAGCUAACAUGACAUACCUUCUUCCAACCUAACCUAACUUCACCUAACUAUC